Penicillium riverlandense is the source of this 540-nucleotide messenger RNA. RefSeq lists its product as uncharacterized. Gene Ontology annotation, biological process: circadian regulation of gene expression; entrainment of circadian clock by photoperiod. Gene Ontology annotation, cellular component: cytoplasm; nucleus. Lineage: Eukaryota; Fungi; Ascomycota; Eurotiomycetes; Eurotiales; Aspergillaceae. The transcript has a single exon. The coding region runs from base 1 to 540 and encodes 179 amino acids. Gene Ontology annotation, molecular function: FAD binding; DNA binding. The record is from RefSeq and is a predicted model, not a curated record.
AUGAACAAGUGCUUCAAGCCGGAACACACCAACAUUGACUGGGAGUACGAUGAGGACCAGUUCCAAGCCUGGGCAGACGGCAAGACCGGCUACCCUAUCGUAGAUGCUGCCAUGCGGCAGCUGCGGCACUCGGCGUGGAUGCACAACCGCACUCGGAUGGUCGUCUCGUCCUUCCUGUCCAAAGACCUGCUUAUCGACUGGCGCCGGGGCGAGCGGUACUUCAUGGAGCACCUGAUCGACGGGGAUUUUGCAUCUAACCACGGCGGGUGGGGGUUUGGCAGCAGCACAGGAGUAGAUCCCCAGCCCUACUUUCGCAUCUUCAACCCGCUACGGCAGAGCGAGCGAUUUGAUCCGGAAGGCGAGUACAUCCGCUACUGGGUUCCCGAGCUGCAUGAUGUCCAGGGCACUGCCAUCCAUGCUCCCUAUGACCGAGGAGCAGGGGCAGUUGCGGAGAAGAAUGGAUACCCCCGACCAAUGGUUGAGCAUGCGACCAGUCGGGAGAAGGCUUUGGAACGGUACAAGCGUGCGUUGCAUGGAUGA